CUGUUCUCGCAUUUGCUUGGUGUUUCUUUUUCUUUGAAUUGUCCGGGUUCUCGAGUGCCAGGUGCAGAUCCGCAAUCAAUAGAGAGAAACUCCAAUCAAUGCUGCCUCUCCUUAUUGAUAGCUGAUUCUUUUGUUACAUUCCCGUUGCUCUAUUUCGCCGUCAACCCUCUCCUUUUUGAUUGGCGCCUCACCCACGGAUACCCUCGACUUACAACUGCACUGAAUUUCUUUGUCGCAAGUAGAUCAUCAUGCCUCCGAAAUCGAGAUUCACAAGGCUCGAUGCCUUUACCAAGACGGUCGAUGAGGCAAGAAUUCGAACGACAAGUGGUGGUAUCGUCACUAUCGUGUCGCUACUAGUGGUCUUGUUCCUGUCAUGGGGUGAAUGGGCAGAAUAUCGACGCAUUGACAUACACCCGGAACUGAUUGUGGACAAGGGAAGAGGAGAGCGCAUGGAGAUUCACUUAAAUAUCACAUUCCCCAAGAUGCCCUGCGAGCUCUUGACUCUGGACGUUAUGGAUGUAUCUGGCGAACAGCAACACGGAGUCAUGCACGGAGUGAACAAGGUCCGCCUCCAGCCUGCUAAUCAAGGCGGUGCCGUUAUCGAUUCCAAGUCUCUUGCGCUCCACGACGAGUCCGCUGACCAUCUCGAUCCCUCAUACUGUGGUGGCUGUUACGGUGCCCAGCCUCCUGCCAAUGGUCGAAAGCCCGGGUGCUGUCAGACUUGCGACGAAGUUCGUGAGGCCUAUGCACAGUCCUCAUGGGCCUUUGGUCGUGGCGAGGGCGUUGAGCAGUGCGAGAGAGAACACUAUGGCGAGAAGUUGGAUGCGCAGCGCGAGGAGGGGUGCCGUAUCGAGGGUGGUCUGCGUGUGAACAAGGUCAUUGGUAACUUCCACUUUGCUCCCGGCCGAAGCUUUAGCAGUGGCAACAUGCACGUCCAUGACUUGAAGAACUACUGGGAUGUCCCCAAGGGCAAAUCGCACGACUUCACUCACUAUAUUCACUCUCUCCGCUUUGGACCUCAACUGCCCGACAACAUUGCCAAGAAGGUUGGCACCAAGAGUUCGCUUUGGACCAACCACCACCAGAACCCUCUCGACAACACGCGCCAGGAGAUUCACGACCCCAACUUCAACUUUAUGUACUUUGUCAAGAUUGUGCCUACCUCCUACCUUCCUCUUGGCUGGGAUAGCAAGGGUAUUAAGAUUGCUGGUCUUUUGCAGGAUGACAACGCUGGCCUCGGAGCCUAUGGUUACUCUGAAGACGGCAGCGUUGAGACUCACCAGUACUCUGUGACUAGUCAUAAGAGAAGUCUGGCGGGUGGUAACGAUGCCGCUGAGGGUCACGCAGAGCGCCAGCACACCAGUGGUGGUAUUCCUGGCGUUUUCUUUUCCUACGAUAUCUCGCCCAUGAAGGUCGUUAACCGUGAGGAGAAGGCCAAGACUUUCAGUGGUUUCCUGGCCGGACUUUGCGCCAUCGUUGGUGGAACCCUGACUGUUGCUGCUGCUGUGGAUCGAGGACUGUUUGAGGGUGCGGCCCGUAUCAAGAAGAUGCGGACCAAGGACCAGUGAACGGAAAAUUAGCCCGUUUAUGUCUACAAUGCGAGAGGGGCUUGGUUUGACGGAUGGGCUUUGACGAAGGUGUCCAUUGGUGGGAGCAGUUGUAUGUAGAUAUUGCAAAAGUCCACUGCUAUAUGCGUUGGCGGGUAGGC
Molecule: messenger RNA, 1708 nt
Organism: Fusarium redolens
Lineage: Eukaryota; Fungi; Ascomycota; Sordariomycetes; Hypocreales; Nectriaceae
Product: endoplasmic reticulum vesicle transporter-domain-containing protein
Exons: 3
Coding region: 249-1568 (439 amino acids)
Biological process (GO): retrograde vesicle-mediated transport, Golgi to endoplasmic reticulum; endoplasmic reticulum to Golgi vesicle-mediated transport
Cellular component (GO): COPII-coated ER to Golgi transport vesicle; Golgi membrane; endoplasmic reticulum
Source: RefSeq, a predicted model, not a curated record